AUGGAGCUUCCGAAGUUGAAUUUGGGGUCCAUCAAGGACAAGGUGACCAAAUCGCUUGCGCGAGGCGCCAAAGAUAAUAAGGCAAAGCCAGACAAGAAGAAAGGCGGAAAUAAUAAGAAGGAGGUGCCGAACAAAAAGGAGUACCCUAAGAAAGAAUUUACCAAAAGAGAGUACCCUAAGAAAGAGUUCACCAAGAAAGAGUACCCUAAGAAAGCUUAUCCUAAGAAAGAAUACCCCAAGAAAGAGUAUUCUCAAAAAGAGUUCACCAAGAAAGAAAACCAAAACACCGAGAAGCAGGAGGAUGUACUUAGACGGGAAGCACUUGCAUUGGGUGCUACCGACGAAGAUCUCAAGCUCCUUGAAGGUAUUAAUGAUGAGGAUAGCGAGCAGGAGUUUGACGGUGCUCCAGCCGACGACAAGCUGAAGAAGGAGCUGUCAAAGUACAUGAAGGGGCUCGAGUUUGACGAAGCUGAGGCUGAGGCUGAGGAGGAGGUGGAAGAAGAAGAAUUAGAGGAAGAGGAGGAUGAGGAACAGGUGGAAGAAGAAGAGGAAGAGGAGGAAGCCGAGAACGAGGAAGAAAAAGAAGAGGAGGAAGCACAGGAGAUGGAAGAACCCCAGCAGAAACCCAAGUCGUCCAAGCUCCAGAGUCUACAGACAGUUGUCUCCGACAAGCUUGUGGUCACUCCCCGGAACGACUGGUUUAACGAGACUCUUCCCAACAACAGAGGAGACGCACUUAACCCUGCUGAGAUCGAGAAACUCUACACCGACGCCAAACGGCUAUUUGGACAGGAGCAGGAAACGUACAUGCAGGAGUUCAACAAAUCGUCCUCGCAAAAACGAUUCCUUUCGCAAGUGUUGACUGGCGGUACUUUGAACGAUAAGAUCUCUGCGCUCACUCUUUUGAUCCAAGAAUCCCCCUUGCACAACCACAAAGCUUUGGAGACCAUGUUCGCCAUGUGCGACAAGAAAUCUCGUACUGCUGCUCUUCAGUGUAUUGAGGCAUUGGCCGAUUUGUUUGUGAACGGUGUUCUUCCUGCCGACAGAAAGCUGCUUUAUUUCAACAAACAACCAUUGACCAGAAAUUCCAGUCCAAAAGAGCUGAUCGUGUUCUACUUUGAAGACUACUUGAAAAAGAAGUACUUCCAAUUCAUUGGAACUUUGGAGAAACUUCUCCAAGACAGCAUUGUGCACGUUCGUACCAAGGUGAUUGGCUAUGUGUUUUCUUUGCUCAAGGCCAAGCCAGAACAGGAGGCCAACUUGCUGCGUAUUGGUGUGAACAAGCUUGGUGAUCAGGACAACAAGGUCGCUUCCAAGACCUCUUACCAUGUUUUGCUCUUGCAACAGGAACACCCUGCAAUGAAGGAGAUUGUGGUUGACAGUAUCUUUGACGUUUUGUUCAGAAAGAACAACGACCACCAUGCCAUCUACUACUCCACGCUGACAUUGAACCAGACCAUCCUCACCAGAAAGGAAGACAAGCUUGCCAACAAGCUGAUGGACGCUUAUUUCAAAUUGUUUGAGAAGCUGUUGGUCGAGACUGACAGCACUAACACCACGAAGAUGAAGGAAGCGGAGCAUCAAAAGGAUGGUAGACGUAAGAGAAAUUUCAAGCGCGGUAAGAAGGGUGGAAAGUCGGUCAAGAUGGACAAAACCGAGGAGGAGGCCUUGGAAGAGCGCAACAGUAAGAUGUUUGCUGCCAUUUUGACUGGUCUCAACAGAGCAUUUCCGUUUUCCAACUUGCCAGCAUCUGUGUUCAAGGCCCAUUUGGAUACGCUUUUCCAGAUCACACACAGCACCAACUUCAACACCAGUAUUCAAGCUCUGAUGCUGAUCCAUCGGAUUGUCCAGAAGGAAGACAUCAACAGAGACAGAUACUACAGAACACUUUACGAGAGUUUACUGGACGAGAGAGUUGUCACUUCUUCCAAACAGGGAAUUUACUUGAACUUAUUGUUCCAGUCUCUUAAGGAGGACACCAACAAGGAUCGUGUGAUGGCGUUUGUGAAACGUAUCUGUCAGAACUGUUUGAACUGGAUCAAUAUUGGGUCGGUUACGGGAAUGAUGUUCUUGUUGAUUGAGCUGGAAAAGGACGUUCCUGAGAUCCGCAACCUGAUCUUCAAUGCACCAGUUGAGGACGGCGAACAGAAGCCGGAGUACGACUCUCGUAAGAGAGACCCGCAGUUCUCCAAUGCGCAGUUCUCGUCGUUAUGGGAGCUGAACAUUUUCAGCCAGCAUUACCAUCCUACAGUGACACACUACACCGAGGCAUUCUUCAACAACCAGACCAAGGACUUGCAGAAGCCUAAUCUUGGUCUGUUCACCCUGGCUCAUUUCCUGGAUAGAUUCGUAUACAAGAAGGCCAAGAUGAAGCCCGUUGUUCGUGGACAGUCUAUCAUGCAACCAUUAGCCGGUGCUCACACCGGCUCCAUGUUGGUCAAGACACAGGCUUAUGGAGAGCUUCCUACCAACACAGAGGACUGGAUCAACAAGAAGGCCGCCGAGAUCCAGCCGGAGGAUCGGUUCUUCUACGAGUAUUUCAGCACCAAGCAGGAAAAAGCCCUUGCUUCCAAAAUGGAUAAAGAGCUCAAUAGCAAGUUGCACGAUGACGAGGAGGAAUCCGAUAUCGAUGAGGACACUGUCUGGAAUGCUCUGGUGAAGAGCAAUCCCGAGGUGGAAGGUCCUAGCGAUGAUGAUCUGUCAGACUUUGACAUGAGCGAGAUCAGUGAUGAGGAUCUAGAGGAGCUGGACGAGGAAGAAGCCGACGAAGACGACGAGGACGAGGAAGGACUGGUUACGCUCAAGACAGUGGAAGACUUGGGAUCUGGCGAAGAAGAAGAGGAAGAAGAAGUGGAGGAGGAGGAAGAGGAGGAAGAUGCCGAGCCAGCGCAGUUCAGCGACUCGUCCGACUCGGAUGUUGGCGAACUUCUUGGUUCCGGAUCGGAGCUCGAGUCUGACGAAGAGCCAGAGCAGCAAGAGGAGACAGAGGAGCAACCAGACACAAAGAAACGGUCGAAGCAGAACGCCGGCAAGUCAAAGAAGCUCAAGUCUCUGCCAACAUUUGCGUCGGCCGACGACUACGCCAACUACCUGGACUCCUCUGACGACGAGUACUAA
This is a messenger RNA of Ogataea philodendri, 3117 nucleotides long. RefSeq lists its product as uncharacterized. Lineage: Eukaryota; Fungi; Ascomycota; Pichiomycetes; Pichiales; Pichiaceae. Gene Ontology annotation, cellular component: nucleus. The transcript has a single exon. The record is from RefSeq and is a predicted model, not a curated record. Bases 1 to 3117 code for a protein of 1038 amino acids.